AGUGCGAACAUGUGGUUGCAAUGCUUGGCCGCCACGGUCCUCAUUGCCAGCGUUUCCAGCGUCGCAAACCGCGAGGUCUUCACCAACUCCUUCCUGGUCCGCUUCAAGAGAUCCCUGGACAGCGAGGAGGCGCAUGACGUCGCUCGUAACCACGGCUUCGAUAACUUAGGACCGGUGCUGGGAUCGGAUACGGAGUGGCAUUUCACCCACCGCGGCCUGCCGCAUGCUCGGCCGCGUCGCUCCAUCGCUCACGCACGUCUACUGAAGCAACAUCCUUUGGUGCAUACAGCAGUACAACAAACAGGUUUCAAGCGAGUAAAGCGCGGUUUCCGUCUACUGAGAGUUCCGGAACCGCUUCCAGCAGCUGAGCCUCGCGACCCUUACUUCCCCUUACAAUGGUACCUCAAAAACACCGGACAGAACGGCGGCAAGCCCAAGCUUGAUCUGAAUGUAGAGGCGGCUUGGGCACAGGGGUAUACUGGGGUAAAUGUAACCACCGCCAUCAUGGAUGAUGGUGUGGAUUACAUGCAUCCAGAUUUAAAAUACAACUAUAACGCAGAAGCGUCAUAUGACUUCAGUAGCAACGACCCAUACCCCUACCCGCGGUAUACUGAUGACUGGUUCAACAGCCACGGUACACGAUGCGCUGGGGAGGUGGCAGCAGCGCGUGAUAAUGGUGUUUGCGGGGUAGGCGUCGCUUAUCAUUCCAAAGUUGCCGGUAUCCGUAUGUUAGACCAGCCGUACAUGACGGACCUGAUAGAGGCCAACUCUAUGGGGCACGAGCCCCAUAAGAUCCACAUCUAUAGCGCGUCCUGGGGGCCGACUGACGACGGCAGAACUGUUGAUGGACCGAGGAACGCGACUAUGAGGGCUAUCGUGCGUGGAGUCAAUGAGGGUCGUAAUGGAUUAGGCAACAUCUACGUGUGGGCGAGCGGCGACGGCGGAGAGGACGACGACUGCAACUGCGAUGGUUACGCGGCCUCUAUGUGGACUGUAUCUAUAAACAGUGCCAUAAACGACGGACAGAACGCGCAUUACGACGAGUCCUGUUCAUCAACACUGGCUAGUACGUUCAGCAAUGGCGCUCGGGACCCCAGCACGGGGGUAGCGACCACAGACUUGUACGGAAAGUGCACCGCUACGCACUCUGGGACAUCAGCCGCCGCGCCUGAAGCUGCAGGAGUAUUCGCACUCGCACUACAUGCUAAUCCUAGUCUAACGUGGCGUGACAUUCAGCAUUUAACGGUGCUUACAUCAAAGAGAAAUUCAUUGUAUGACGCAAAGGGACGUUUCCACUGGACAAUGAAUGGCGUCGGACUCGAGUUCAACCAUCUGUUUGGUUUCGGCGUGCUGGACGCGGGCGCUAUGACUGCGCUCGCGGCCAACUGGCGGUCUGUACCGCCGAGGUAUCACUGUGAGGCUGGCUCCGUUAAUACUCACACUGAGAUCCCACAAGACGGCAGCGUCACGCUGCGCAUAGAGACGGCGGCGUGCGCGGGAAGCGGCAGCGAGGUGCGGUACCUGGAACACGUGCAGGCGGUGGUCAGCGCCAACGCAAGCCGUCGCGGCGAUCUCGAGUUCUUCCUUACCAGUCCUAUGGGCACCAGGUCAAUGAUUCUGAGUAGGCGCUCCAACGAUGAUGAUUCCAGGGACGGCUUUACCAAGUGGCCUUUUAUGACAACGCACACUUGGGGUGAAUACCCACAAGGAACUUGGACUUUGGAGGCGAGGUUCAACGGUGGUUCAGGACCGAGUUCAGCGUCAGGCUGGCUGCGAGGUUGGUCGCUAGUGUUGCACGGCACGCGGGCGCCGCCCUACGCUCAGCUGCAACCUGAUGAUCCUAACUCCAAGCUGGCCGUAGUGAAGAAAGCUCACGAGGACAACGCCUCUAGCAAAUAGAUCUUACGACUUGUUUGUUAUUGGAUUUAUUUGUUCAGCACGAAAGUGUAGGAUUGAUGAAUCUAAUUGCAAGAAAGUAAAGCUCUUUGCAGUAAUAAUUGAUAGGGAACUAGAAGCUAGUUAUUCUGACCAUUGAUAAAAUUUCAAAUGUUAACACAUUAUUACAUUAUAAUCAUAUACAUACUUUAAUAUCAUUUUGCGGUGACUCUUUGCCAACAGAUGGCCAUAGGGUUGUAGGGCGGUUUGGUGAGCUGUGUUCUGCGACACGGGACUCAAUCAAUUACUUUAUAUUGGUAAUUGUUUCUUUGCAAUACAUAAACAAAGCCAAUUAGAUCUCGACUUUCAUAAUUACUUCAACAAUCAUAAGAAAACAGACAUGUUAAAGUUCUUUAAAAUUUAAUUGUUUUGAAAAAGUUAAAAAAAAACCUAUUAUGAAAUGAUAUAACUCGUUUCUAGUUC
This is a messenger RNA of Papilio polytes (common Mormon), 2358 nucleotides long. It is a transcript of the gene amon, whose product is annotated as neuroendocrine convertase 2. The transcript is spliced from 14 exons. Gene Ontology annotation, biological process: protein processing. Gene Ontology annotation, molecular function: serine-type endopeptidase activity. The record is from RefSeq and is a predicted model, not a curated record. Gene Ontology annotation, cellular component: Golgi membrane; trans-Golgi network. Bases 10 to 1899 code for a protein of 629 amino acids. Lineage: Eukaryota; Metazoa; Arthropoda; Insecta; Lepidoptera; Papilionidae.